Messenger RNA from Octodon degus (degu), 5006 nucleotides. RefSeq names its product SOS Ras/Rac guanine nucleotide exchange factor 1 (gene Sos1). The transcript is spliced from 22 exons. NCBI's taxonomy places the organism in Eukaryota, Metazoa, Chordata, Mammalia, Rodentia, Octodontidae. The record is from RefSeq and is a predicted model, not a curated record. Gene Ontology annotation, cellular component: plasma membrane. Gene Ontology annotation, molecular function: guanyl-nucleotide exchange factor activity; protein heterodimerization activity. Gene Ontology annotation, biological process: positive regulation of GTPase activity; Ras protein signal transduction. Bases 85 to 3915 code for a protein of 1276 amino acids.
GUCCAGGGGCAAGUUCAUCCCACUCUUGAGUCAAAUGAUGAUGCUCUUCAAUAUGUUGAAGAAUUAAUUUUGCAGUUAUUAAAUAUGCUGUGCCAGGCUCAGCCCCGAAGUGCUUCAGAUGUAGAGGAACGUGUUCAAAAAAGUUUCCCUCAUCCAAUUGAUAAGUGGGCAAUAGCUGAUGCCCAAUCAGCUAUUGAAAAGAGAAAGCGAAGAAACCCUUUAUCUCUUCCAGUAGAAAAAAUUCAUCCUUUAUUAAAGGAGGUCCUAGGUUAUAAAAUUGACCACCAGGUUUCUGUUUACAUAGUAGCAGUAUUAGAAUAUAUCUCUGCAGACAUUUUGAAGCUGGUGGGGAAUUAUGUAAGAAACAUACGCCAUUAUGAAAUUACAAAACAAGACAUUAAAGUGGCAAUGUGUGCUGAUAAGGUAUUGAUGGAUAUGUUUCAUCAAGAUGUGGAAGAUAUAAAUAUAUUAUCUUUAACGGAUGAAGAACCUUCCACCUCAGGAGAACAAACUUACUAUGAUUUGGUAAAAGCAUUUAUGGCAGAAAUUCGACAAUAUAUAAGGGAAUUAAAUCUAAUUAUAAAAGUUUUUAGAGAGCCUUUUGUCUCCAAUUCCAAAUUGUUUUCAGCUAAUGAUGUUGAAAAUAUAUUUAGUCGAAUAGUAGAUAUUCAUGAACUUAGUGUAAAGUUACUGGGCCAUAUAGAAGACACUGUAGAAAUGACAGAUGAAGGCAGUCCCCAUCCCUUAGUAGGAAGCUGCUUUGAAGACUUAGCAGAGGAACUGGCAUUUGAUCCAUACGAAUCGUAUGCUCGAGAUAUUUUACGACCUGGUUUUCAUGAUCAUUUCCUUAGUCAGUUAUCAAAGCCUGGGGCAGCACUUUAUUUGCAGUCAAUAGGCGAAGGUUUCAAAGAAGCUGUUCAGUAUGUUUUACCCAGGCUCCUUCUAGCUCCUGUUUACCACUGUCUGCAUUACUUUGAACUUUUGAAGCAGUUAGAGGAAAAAAGUGAAGAUCAAGAAGACAAGGAAUGUUUGAAGCAAGCAAUAACAGCUUUGCUUAAUGUUCAAAGUGGUAUGGAAAAAAUAUGUUCUAAAAGUCUUGCAAAACGAAGACUGAGUGAAUCUGCAUGUCGGUUUUAUAGUCAGCAAAUGAAGGGGAAACAACUAGCAAUCAAAAAAAUGAACGAGAUUCAGAAGAAUAUUGAUGGUUGGGAGGGAAAAGAUAUCGGACAGUGUUGCAAUGAGUUUAUAAUGGAAGGGACUCUUACACGUGUAGGAGCCAAGCAUGAGAGACACAUAUUUCUUUUUGAUGGCUUAAUGAUUUGCUGUAAAUCAAAUCAUGGGCAGCCAAGACUUCCUGGUGCUAGCAAUGCAGAAUAUCGUCUUAAAGAAAAGUUUUUUAUGCGAAAGGUACAAAUUAAUGAUAAAGAUGACACCAAUGAAUACAAACAUGCUUUUGAAAUAAUUCUAAAAGAUGAAAAUAGUGUUAUAUUUUCUGCCAAGUCAGCUGAAGAGAAAAACAACUGGAUGGCAGCACUGAUAUCUUUACAGUACCGGAGCACACUGGAGAGGAUGCUUGAUGUCACAAUGCUGCAGGAGGAGAAGGAGGAGCAGAUGAGGCUGCCCAGUGCUGAGGUGUAUAGGUUUGCAGAGCCGGAUUCGGAAGAGAAUAUUAUAUUUGAAGAGAACAUGCAGCCCAAAGCUGGGAUUCCAAUUAUCAAAGCAGGAACUGUUGUUAAACUUAUAGAGAGGCUAACAUACCAUAUGUAUGCAGAUCCCAAUUUUGUUCGGACAUUUCUUACAACGUAUAGAUCAUUUUGCAAACCUCAAGAACUACUGAGUCUUAUAAUAGAAAGGUUUGAAAUUCCAGAGCCUGAGCCAACAGAAGCUGAUCGCAUAGCUAUAGAGAAUGGAGACCAACCUUUGAGUGCAGAACUGAAGCGAUUUAGAAAAGAAUAUAUACAGCCUGUACAACUGCGAGUAUUAAAUGUAUGUCGGCACUGGGUAGAACACCACUUUUAUGAUUUUGAAAGAGAUGCAGAUCUUUUGCAACGAAUGGAGGAAUUUAUUGGAACAGUAAGAGGUAAAGCAAUGAAAAAAUGGGUUGAAUCCAUUACUAAGAUAAUCCAAAGGAAAAAAAUGGCAAGAGACAAUGGACCAGGCCAUAAUAUUACAUUUCAGAGUUCACCUCCCACAGUUGAGUGGCAUAUAAGCAGACCUGGACACACAGAGACUUUUGACCUGCUCACUUUACACCCAAUAGAAAUUGCUCGACAACUUACUUUACUUGAAUCAGAUCUGUACCGAGCGGUGCAGCCAUCAGAGUUGGUUGGAAGCGUGUGGACAAAAGAAGACAAAGAAAUUAAUUCGCCCAAUCUUCUGAAAAUGAUUCGCCACACCACUAAUCUCACUCUGUGGUUUGAGAAGUGUAUUGUAGAAACUGAAAACCUAGAAGAAAGAGUAGCUGUGGUGAGUCGGAUAAUUGAGAUUCUACAAGUCUUUCAAGAGCUGAACAACUUCAACGGUGUUCUGGAGGUUGUCAGCGCGAUGAACUCAUCACCUGUGUACAGACUAGACCACACGUUUGAGCAAAUACCCAGUCGCCAAAAGAAAAUUUUAGAGGAAGCUCAUGAAUUGAGUGAAGACCAUUAUAAGAAAUAUCUGGCAAAACUCAGGUCUAUUAAUCCACCAUGUGUGCCUUUUUUUGGAAUUUAUCUGACUAAUAUCUUGAAAACAGAAGAAGGCAAUCCUGAGGUCUUAAAAAGACAUGGAAAAGAGCUAAUAAACUUUAGCAAGAGGAGAAAAGUAGCAGAAAUAACAGGAGAGAUCCAGCAGUACCAAAAUCAGCCUUACUGUUUACGAGUAGAAUCAGAUAUCAAAAGAUUCUUUGAAAACUUGAAUCCAAUGGGAAAUAGCAUGGAGAAAGAAUUUACAGAUUAUCUUUUCAACAAAUCCCUAGAAAUAGAACCACGAAACCCUAAGCCUCUCCCAAGAUUUCCAAAAAAGUAUAGCUAUCCCCUAAAGUCUCCUGGUGUUCGUCCAUCAAACCCAAGGCCAGGUACCAUGAGGCAUCCCACACCUCUGCAGCAGGAGCCACGGAAAAUCAGUUACAGUAGGAUCCCCGAGAGUGAAACAGAAAGUACAGCAUCUGCGCCAAAUUCUCCAAGAACACCGCUAACACCUCCUCCUGCUUCCGGAGCUUCUAGUACCACAGAUGUGUGCAGUGUGUUUGAUUCAGAUCAUUCAAGCCCUUUUCACUCAAGCAGCGAUACCGUCUUUAUCCAAGUUACACUGCCCCAUGGCCCAAGAUCUGCCUCAGUGUCGUCUAUAAGUUUAACCAAGGGCACUGAUGAAGUGCCCAUCCCCCCGCCUGUUCCUCCGCGAAGACGGCCAGAAUCUGCCCCGGCUGAAUCUUCACCAUCUAAGAUUAUGUCUAAGCACCUGGACAGCCCCCCAGCCAUUCCUCCUAGGCAACCCACAUCAAAAGCGUAUUCACCACGAUACUCAAUAGCAGAUCGGACCUCUAUAUCAGACCCUCCUGAGAGCCCCCCUUUACUACCACCACGAGAACCUGUGAGGACACCUGAUGUUUUCUCAAGCUCACCACUACAUCUCCAGCCUCCCCCUUUGGGCAAAAAGAGUGACCAUGGCAAUGCUUUUUUCCCAAACAGCCCUUCCCCCUUUACACCACCUCCUCCUCAAACCCCUUCUCCUCAUGGCACAAGAAGGCAUCUGCCGUCACCACCAUUGACACAAGAAGUGGACCUCCAUUCCAUUGCUGGGCCGCCUGUUCCUCCACGACAAAGCACUUCUCAACAUAUCCCCAAACUCCCUCCAAAAACUUACAAAAGGGAGCAUACACACCCAUCCAUGCACAGAGAUGGACCACCCCUGUUGGAGAACGCCCAUUCUUCCUGAGUUCCUCUAUCCUGGGAUGUACAGUUUCCUUCCCCCCAAUCCAUUGCUGGCAAUGGAUGCACUGAGCGUGCCAGCACUGAGGAGUUAGAACUAGAGCUCCAAACACUAAUGACUCUACUUCAAGAUGCAGUAUAAGACAAUGAAUUUUAACGUAGACAUUAAUUAUAAAUUGAAAUGGUAUUCCAGUGUAGAAUAUGUAGAAAGACUGAUCUAGAAGAAUUGGCAACUGAUUGCAUCUGAAAAUCAACUGAAGGGACUUUUUCUGGCCAAUGUGCAAGAACCCUCAUUUGUGAAGUGAUCUUUCUUGCUGAAGGGAUGGAAGCAGUCUAGUGUCCAGCAGGCCCACAUGACGACAGUUUUUGUAAUUCAAAACAUUAUGCACUUUUUAAAAAAAUCUUAAACAGGGAUCUUCCUAUCCUCCUCUGUUUUCCUUUGCUUUACUCUUCUACUUUAGAAUAUUUUCUUAAAAAUCAUUCAAAGGACUGUGAGGAAAGGCUGUGGUACCUGACCUUGUCAAAAUCAAGGCCCCAGCACUGUACUACAGUCCUGUUUACAGAUUACUACAGUGAAUUGAAUGGGUACCAAGGCUUCACCAAAGAGGUACUUUUUUGUUGUCGUUGUCGUCGUUGUUUUAAGACUAAUUAUGCCAAUAUUGAGAACAUUUCCCUACCUGUCCCCCACACACAAACAAAACAAAAUGUGGUGUUGCCUUCAAAAAAGAUAAGUUUUGUGUCAUUAACAUAAUGGAAGAACUUUUUAAAAAAGUUUAACUGUCAAGUGUACUAUAUACAUUUAGGAGACUGUUACUCUACGCUAGAUUGUCAUAUCCCCUCCUCCCACAAAGGUGUACUGGUAAUCCGUGUCCUGGCUCACAGCUGUCCCUCUAAUGACAUUACGGAGAUGUAGGCACCCAAUGUGAAAAGGAGCAUUCGCUGGGCAUCACUGACACCAUUUGUGUUUUACUAAUAAUCAAGUACUCAGCAUACCUAGAAUUACCGUGCAUUGCCUAAAUCAUGUGUAUAUAGUGAAUGUUAUGUGAUGUACCUAGCAGGUCUGUUUUAAUUUAAUUAAAUAAAGAUACAAAUACUUUG